Molecule: messenger RNA, 3808 nt
Organism: Poecilia latipinna (sailfin molly)
Lineage: Eukaryota; Metazoa; Chordata; Actinopteri; Cyprinodontiformes; Poeciliidae
Gene: cdon
Product: cell adhesion associated, oncogene regulated
Exons: 19
Coding region: 497-3808 (1103 amino acids)
Biological process (GO): cell-cell adhesion; nervous system development
Molecular function (GO): protein binding
Source: RefSeq, a predicted model, not a curated record
CCGUGCCUAGCUGCGGGGCUGGGACAUUCCUGGUUUGACGAGCAGCCUGGUCGCUGCCAUGAUUUGCUGAGCAACUCGACACUGACUGCCUUCAAAGAUGCGUGUGUGGAAGAGGCAGCAGUAGAGACGGGGAGCUUUAGAAGUUGCACUUAACGGGACAGGAACAAGCGGUUUCGGCCCGAAAAACUCAGGUCCAGAACCAGACUGGGGGAAGUUGGCGCACCUUGGCCGCCGAAGCCAAUCGCUGCUUUACGGGUCUUAAAGAAAAACAAAACUUUCCACCUCCGAGAGUUCUCAUGUUCCUCCCGUCACCGCGCACUUUGAGCCCGUUUCUAAUGGAGGGCCCCGCACGGAUUUGGGAUCAGAAUAAUGCGUUUUGCCGCUGCUGAGGGACCCGACGCGUCGCAGCUUUCGCCCUCCUGGAAGAGAGGUUUUCUAAGCGGGAGAGGACGCGCGCUCCAGGCAACACGGCCGCUGGCUGGGGUCAAAGGCCGCCAUGGACAGUGGCCUAAGGGUCCUCCUGUCCACUGUGCUGUGGCUCAGCCAGAUUAUCAGCUGCUCAACUCAGUAUCCGUCUCUCCGCUCUGAGCCAACCUCUGUGGUCCAGAGUCCAGGUUCUGCGGUCCAUCUGCAGUGCUCAGCGAGCCCUCCGUCGGCGGCGGUUUCCUGGCGCUUCCGAGGCCGUCCCCUGGACCGGGACGCGCUGCCUGGGGUGGAGCUUGGCCGCGGCUCCCUGGUCAUCUCCAGCCUCACGCCCGACUAUGCCGGCGUCUAUCAGUGUGUGGCGCGCUCGGGCCGCGGGCCGGCCGUCGCCAGCCGCCUCGCCCGGGUGGCUCUAGCAGAAAUAUCAGAAUAUGAAGCCGGGCGACGGCGAGCGGUGUCGGCGCAGGAAGGCGGCACGGCGGUCAUAGAGUGUCCGCUGCCGCGCAGCGCUCCGCCGGCUCGGCCCAAACUGAGAGUCAGAGGCGACUGGAUCGAAGAGUCAAGAGAUAACUAUUUAUUGCUUCCAUCCGGCAACCUGCAGAUUGUCUCGGUGUCGGCCCAGCACCAGGGCAUGUACAAGUGCGGCGCCGUGAACCCUGUUACCGGGGAAACCGUUGUUCAGUCCCACGGCGUCAAGCUGCUAGUCAAACGAUCCUCUUCCUCCUCCUCGGUUCGGAUAGUUUAUCCCACCGCUCCGGUGUCGGUUUCGAUGCUGCAUUCGGAGCCGCUGACGUUGGAGUGCGUCGUCACCGGGAGUCCUGCGCCUGCAGCCACGUGGUUUAAGAACGGUCAGGAGGUCCGGGCAUCCGGGCCUUCGCACCAGAGACGAAGCAACAACCUGGAGUUCAGCCGGCUGACGAGGAGCGAUGAAGGGCUCUACAGCUGCAGGGUCGAGACCGAGCGGGGCGCCGCGAUCGGACCCGACUACACUGUAAACGUCCUCGAGCCCGCCUCCAUCAUCGACGGUCCGGGUGACCAGCUUGUUCCACUGGGCUCUUCUGCUCGUUUCACCUGCUCAGCGAGAGGAAACCCGUCCCCGAACGUCACCUGGUUGUUCAACGCCGAGCCUGUCGCUCCAUCUCUACGCCUACAAAUCUCUGGGUCCUCGCUCGUGGUGUCAGACGCGACGCUGCAGGACGAAGGCGUGUACCAGUGUCUGCUGGACAACGGCAUCGGCUCGGCGCAGGCGCAUGGGAUCCUCACGAUACAGCCAGAUCCACAGUUGGGAUCCACUGCCGUUCUGCUGCCCCAGGCUUCACCGUCGUUUCAUCCAAUUCAAAGCGACGAGAGCUUCCUGACCGAAGACGACGACCCGUUUAACGCGCCGGCUGACCGGAGCGGCGACCGGCCCACUCCGGAGGCGCCGAUCAUCAUCAGCCCGCCGCAGACGCACAAACCGGACGUUUACGACCUGGAGUGGAGAGCGGGCCGAGACGGAGGCAGUCCCAUCAGCGCUUACUUUGUUAAAUACCGCAAGGUUGACGACAUGGGAGCAGUGGUGGGAAGCUGGCAGACGGUCCGAGUCCCCGGCAGCGAAAAAACCCUGCGGCUGUCGGAGCUGGAGCCCUCCAGCCUCUACGAGGUCCUGAUGGUGGCUCGGAGCGCAGCGGGCGAGGGUCAGCCGGCCAUGCUCACGUUCCGCACCGGAAAAGAAAAGACCAUCUCCCCCAGUAAUAAGAAUCCUUCCAAGCCUUCCAGCAUCCCAAUUCCACCCAAGGUUCCAGAGGACCGACCCACGAAGACCAACUAUGGCGUCGUCCUCCAUGACAGACUCCCAGAAGCUCCGGACCGUCCAACCAUCUCCAUGGCAACCGACAGUUCGGUCUACGUGGCAUGGAUCCCUCGAGCCAACGGCGGCUCCCCGGUCACAGCGUUUCGAGUGGAGUACAGGCGCGGCCGCAGCGCGGAGUGGAUCGUGGCGGCGGAUAACAUCUCACCUCUGAAGCUGUCGGUGGAAAUCCGCAAUCUGGAGCCUGGGUCCACCUACAAGUUUCGGGUCCUGGCUUCGAACACGUACGGCGACAGCCUGCCCAGCACUCCCUCCAAGCCGUACCAGGUCCCCAACGCCAGCCCCCGCAAGGCCGACCGGCCCGUGGUCGGACCGCACAUCCUGGCCACGGAUGCCAUCAGCGACACGCAGAUCAUGCUGCGCUGGACCUACGACCCCUCGAGUAACAACAACACUCCGAUCCAAGGCUUCUACAUCUACUACCGACCCACGGACAGCGACAAUGACAGCGACUACAAAAGAGACGUGGUGGAAGGUGUGAAAACCUGGCACAUGAUUGGCCACCUGCAGGCAGAGACGUCCUAUGACAUCAAAAUGCAGUGCUUCAACGGCGGUGGGGAGAGCGACUACAGCAACGUGAUGAUCUGUGAGACCAGAGCUCGUCAGUCUCCGGAUUCGCCCAGUCAGCACCCCUUCACCCCGCCCGGCCCGCACCCUACGGACCCCCAGACGUCGCCCGGCAGUCUGCUGUACUUGAUCGUCGGCUGCAUGCUAGGAGUGAUGUUGCUCAUCCUGCUGUCCUUCAUCGCUAUGUGUCUGUGGAGGAACCGGCAGCAGAACAACAUGCACAAGUAUGACCCUCCUGGCUACCUGUACCAGCCGGCGGACCUGAACGGCCACGUGCUCGAGUACACCACGCUGACGGCGGGCGGCGGGCGCGUGAACGGAGGCGUUCACGGCGGCUACGGCGGCCAGAUGUUGCCUCAGGGCUGCCAUCACCUCCACCACAAACUCCCCAACGGCUUGGCGUUGCUCAACGGCUCCAGCGGCUUCGUCCCGCACGGCCACGACGGCACCCUGCCCCACAGCACCCACGAGUGUGAGCACCCGCACCUCCACCACCACCUGAACGGUGGGAGUUUGUACACGGCUCUUCCUCAGAAAGAGACAUCGGAGUGUAUGAGCUGCCAGAACCUCUGCAACAACAACAGAUGCUACAAUAAAACCAACGGCGCUGCGCCGCUGAUGCACCGCGUGGCGCCGUGCCACCAGGACGGGCUGGAGAUGGUUCCGCUGGGCCAGGUUUCCCCGCAGUGCCGCGGGUCCGACCCCGGCGCUGGCUUCCAGCCGCCGGACGGGAACAGAGGGUCCUCGCCUUCCCAGCAUUCCUGCUGUCUGAUCCGGAACACUGAAAACUCUCCGGGGGACAGCACCGCGGAGGACGAGCCGGAGGACAGCGUGGAGACGGAGGACCAGGUGGUGUCCUCCUGGGACGGGCUGGGCCUGCCGGACCUGGACUGCGAUGAGAAGCCCGGCUGGAUCUCCAGCAGCAGGCUGGUGGGAGAGCUGAUCCCGGCCGGCCCGCAGGAGGCCUGA